Tachysurus vachellii is the source of this 4881-nucleotide messenger RNA. RefSeq names its product estrogen receptor 2b (gene esr2b). The transcript is spliced from 9 exons. Gene Ontology annotation, biological process: estrogen receptor signaling pathway; regulation of DNA-templated transcription; cellular response to estradiol stimulus. Gene Ontology annotation, cellular component: nucleus. Gene Ontology annotation, molecular function: nuclear estrogen receptor activity; zinc ion binding; steroid binding. Lineage: Eukaryota; Metazoa; Chordata; Actinopteri; Siluriformes; Bagridae. The record is from RefSeq and is a predicted model, not a curated record. The coding region runs from base 136 to 1890 and encodes 584 amino acids.
GCGCGCGCACUCUCGCACACCACCAGUUGAUCAGAGUAGAAGAGUGAAAUCCGCAGCGCAGCUGUUCUCAUUUAACCGCUUUGUGAUGUUUUCAGGCUCUUCAGCCAGGUCCUUGUCUGAAUUCCCCGCCCUACGAUGAGCUCCUCGUCUUCACCCAUGCAUGUAGUAAAGGACGUGGACCAGGAGGCUUCGCCUCUCUUUCCUUCCCCCUAUCCCAGGUCUCUAGGGUUGGACAGAGGAACUGUGUGUAUCCCUUCUCCGUACGCAGAUAACAGCCACGGCGAGAUGUGCUUUUAUGGUCCGUCUGUGCCCGAGAACCCGACCGUUGCACCUCCUCUCAGUCCGUCGUUCAUCUGGACCUCUCACAACACCCACACCAUGCCAGCUCUGUCCCUGCACUGUCCCCCCGCACUGCCGUACAGUGAGCCACAGAUACACACCACCUGGGUUGUCAGCAAGCCACCUAGCACAUGCCGAAACAGCUCUUUCCUGUCUCAUUCAAAGUUGCAUGCGAAGCGAUCAGAAGACGGCAACGAAGCUCUGAACUCCUCCACGUCGUCGGGUGCCAUGACCAAAAGUGACAUGCACUUCUGUGUCGUGUGUCAUGACUAUGCGUCAGGCUACCACUACGGUGUCUGGUCUUGUGAGGGCUGCAAGGCUUUUUUCAAGAGGAGCAUUCAAGGACACAACGACUACAUCUGUCCAGCCACCAACCAGUGCACAAUCGACAAGAACCGCCGCAAGAGCUGCCAAGCGUGCCGUUUGCGCAAGUGCUACGAAGUGGGCAUGAUGAAGUGUGGUGCACGACGUGAGCGGUGUGGUUAUCGAAGUUCCCGCAAUCGCCGAACCACCCAGAUAAGCGAUGGCUCUGCCAGGCUCAUGGGGGUCAGAGAUCAUGCCCAAAGACAUACUCAUGCCCCACUCCAUCUCUCACUGUCUCAUCCUGGCCCCAGGGUGCCCACAGAAAAUGGGUUUUCAGGUUUGUCCCCUGAGCAACUAGUGCACUUUAUCCUAGAGGCGGAGCCUCCGCAGAUCUAUCUAAAGCAUCAGAUGAAGAAACCGUACACGGAGAGCACCGUGAUGAUUUCACUCACACAGCUAGCUGACAAAGAGCUUGUCCUCAUGAUCAGCUGGGCCAAGAAGAUUCCAGGUUUUGUGGAGCUAAGCUUGGCCCAUCAGGUGCACCUGUUAGAGUGCUGUUGGUUAGAGGUGCUCAUGCUGGGCCUGAUGUGGAGGUCAAUCGAUCAUCCUGGAAAACUCAUCUUCUCCCCAGACCUCAAACUUAACAGGGAGGAGGGAAGCUGCGUUGAGGGGAUCAUGGAGAUUUUUGACAUGCUCCUGGCUGGGUCCUCAAGGUUCAGAGAUCUAAAGCUGCAGAAGGAGGAGUAUGUCUGCCUCAAAGCGCUCAUCCUGCUCAACUCUAGUAUGUAUAUGACAUCGACGGAGAGCGAGAAGGAGCUGGAGAGCAGGGCAAAGUUGCUACGGCUGCUUGACGCCGUGACUGACGCGCUGGUGUGGGCCAUCUCACGAACAGGUUUAUCCAUGCAGCAGCAGUCCGCACGCCUCGCUCACCUACUCAUGCUGCUCUCGCAUAUCCGACAUCUCAGUAACAAAGGCAUGGAGCACCUUUCCAGCAUGAAGCGGAAGAACGUCGUCCUGCUGUAUGACCUGCUGUUGGAGAUGCUCGACGCCAACACUACUCACAGCAGGCGUAGUUCUGGUAGCACGUUCUCCGACCCCGCGACCAGAGAGACUGUGUUGAACAUGCACGCUGACCUGGAGGUGGCGAUCCCAGUGUCCUCGCGGAACACACCCACGCCCACUCAGCUCCACAGUCCCGUCACUCAACAACUCACACAGGUGACCGAGUCACAGUGCAGCCAGGAGUGAGUGCUCCCCCCCCCCAACCUCUCACACACACGCACACAGUGUCUCCUCCAUGGAUUCAGACGUCCCUCCAGCUGCCAAACUCUUUCCCCAUUUGCCUUUAAGCUACUGAUUCUGAACCUAGCUAUAUUAGAUGACCCAGAAUUCAGCUCAGUUCCUUUAUACAAUGUGGUGAAUUUUCUUUUCAGUUACUGUAUUUUCCAGACUAUAAGAUAUUGUUUUUGGCCUGCUACGUACAGUGUAGGAGACACUGUGAUGUUUGCUGGUGAAAUUAACACCUUAUAAAGAUGGCCAGUAAUAACAAAAACAUAAAUAAUAACCAGAAUAUUAAACACUUGACUAUAUAUAUAUAUAUAGUCGCAUAAAUGUUUUUGUAACACUUCUCUAUCCGGAUAAUCAGUUUAUGAGUACACAAGUAACAGUCUCUGUGAAGUAGAUUAAAAAGACUUUAAUUUGGGUUAAGUUGUUUUUGUCACACAUGCUUGACAAUAAUUCUUCUUUCCUUGUAUUUAUAGUUAGAAAACAUAGAAACAAGACUCCAGUAAUAGUAAAGAGAAUGCUGUGAUUGUCUUAUACACAGGAAACAAGACAGCGAUGAACUUGGUGCAACUCUAAUAAGACAAAAUCUAAAUUAGUCUAUAGCAGUAGUUCGCCAGUUUAGAGUAUUUACUUGGCCGCAUCUGGUAGUCCAAAUAAUACAGUACAAUUCUACAAUCCAAAUAACUCCAGCCUGUGUUUAUUUGCACUACUAAUCCCUUUUGUCCCUCCCUCCGGCUCUGUGGCGCUACAUACAUCUGAACUGAGAGAUGUUUUCUGUUUAAAAGAAACAAAAAACUCAAGCAGACACCGUUCCCAACCUGUGUAAGACGACUCAGUAGUGUGUGGCGUGAACUACAGACCGGAUCUGACCUACAACUUCAGUUUGGAAACCCUGGAAGACCCCCAGACUUUACACGGACGUUACGUCUGAGGUAACACAAGCUUUUUCACACAGCUCCAUCAAAUGUGACUUUUUCAGCUGUCAAGGUUUCAUUCAGCAGAUCAUGACCAGAUUUAAAAUUGGGACUUUUUUGUACAUUUUUAAAGCCAAGGUCCAGAAAACUCAACACCUAAUCAGUACUGUUUGUGUUGCCAUAUAAUUCACUGUAAAUAUCGCAGAAUUACUUUCUGCUACAAAAAAUCGUGAGACGUUUAAGAUUUUCACAUAUUCGUUGUCUGUUAAAUUGUAGGGUUUUUUUUUCAAACUUGCAUAGUGUGCAAAAACAUUUAAGGCCUAGAUACUCUAUGCUGAUAAGUCUAGAUGAUUGCUAAAUUAGGAAAAAGGUUUCUUAAUUUUUGUAAACAAACGCUCUAUGAUUCGUGCUUGUUUUAAUGCAGUGCUUACAGCUAUGCAAAAUGUUACGUGCCUAGAAACCAAAAUGCGGUUUGGUUUAUUAGAAAUAGUCGCCUCUAAUUUAUAUGACUGAUGAGAAACAAUAUUCACACCGGGGCGUCUUAAAGGUAUAACUUCUGAGCCAUUUCCAAGGAAAUUAUAUAUUUAAAAUACAACUAAUUAUUGUGGUUUACAUUUUGCACUGUUUAAUUACAGGUGAAUACAAAAUCAGCGUAUUUGGGUCUUAAAUGUUUAUAUGUGAAUAAUAUUCAUUUGCAUUCAGUCUCAGCAGCAUUCUGCUGAUAAUAACAGGAAAAAAAAAACAUGUAAAUAACACAAAAAUGACCAGCGUGAAGUGUGUCGAUGCAUAAUUUAUUGUCGUAAAAUCAUGUUAGUCGUCAGUGUCCUACUUCAACAAUCUCACCAGACUGUUAGAUAAAAAUAAAUAAAAAGGACCAAGUACUUCAACACGCUUUGGGCAAACAGCUUCAUUUCUUAAGAAGUAACAAUUGACUUUAAACUAUACAUCAUGACCAUAAAUAAUUAAAACUGUACACACUCUAAUUCUCAGUACAUCUCUAAUAUAGCUUUUGUUUGGUGAGGGGAAAUAAAUAAAAUAAAAUAUUUUAUCGUUGUUUAAAAACUAUAUAACAAGUCAGCAGUUUUGACAUGUACGGAUAAUUCUAUUGAUGUGUGUGUAUUCGAUUGUUUUUUUGUUUCUGUAUUCAAAUGUACUCUUAGAGAAUUGUCUUCUAAAUUCAUGUCAGCCGGAGUAGCUAAAAAACUAAAUGCACUAAUACUUCAUGCCAAGUCCAUAGUUUUUACACGUAAAAACAUGCACCAAACUGAAAAUAGAACCAAAAAAUUUCAUUGUUGUAACCUGGUUUUCUAUUUUAUUUAUAAUGUUUCCUUCCAAAAAUAUGAAUUUUCUUCUUCUUCAUUUAAACCUUAGUUCUGUACAACUUUUUUUUUUUCCCCUCAGAUACUGUCAUAAAAUUGCUGAUAGUGUAAAAAUAUUUCAAGGGCCGGUUGCUCACGUAGGAGGGGGACCAUUGGUGUAGCGCAGCAUGGGGUAGAAGGAGCGGGCAAAGUUAUUGGACAGGGCACAGCUGUAAUCCUCUUCAGACGCUGGCACUAGGCAGACCAACAUCAGAAGCAGCAGGAAGAGCAGAUGGAGUGGAAAUGCAACUCGCAGAACCCGGGACAAGAACGGUCUCCCUCUGGAAAAGUCCCUGCAAGGCCAAAAAUGUGUGUGAUGCUUAAGUUGUUAACUGUUUGUACCUUUUAUGCAUCUGGUUGUGUUUUAAAUCCUGUCAUGCUUAGCACAUUAAUUACAUACUUAGCACAUGCAGAAGGUCUCCUCUCAACAGCACUUGUCUUCUAGAUGUAAAAAGAGGUAAGUGAGUAAAAGUCAGCAGUUUCAUGACCCCGGUACGCCGUAGCACUUAAACAUUGAUGUUGUUACCUUGUCCGUUAGCGCUGGGUGCUGCACAUGCUUACGGUCUACUGAUGAUCCUUCACUUUUCUGCAAAGCAAGUUAAAAAUUCAGCGGGAGAGUUAUUGGGUAAUUACUGUAAAAGGGGUGGCCCUGUCACUUAAAUAAAACUUGUUUACCCUCAGGA